GAUAUGACGCUUUGACAGCGUCAAACAUUAGAGGCAGCUUUGGUGUGGUUGUUGUAGCUGUCUUGUCAGACGAAAAUAAACCAUAUUUAUGUAGCUACCAGUAUUCUAUAUAUUUUAGCCAUUUUCAAAACCUUGGGGAUCAAUUUGUGUUUCAGUCCGUGGGUGCGGUUAUACACUUUUUUUGUCGUAUUUUUCUUUCCCAUCAACAAUGCAACAGGUGGGUCUAGCUAGUUAACGUUAGCACUAGAGCUAACUCUCAUGCUAAAGACGUUUGGGAGCUAGUUUGAAGUUGCAUUUUUAUGUGCCAGUAACGUUGUGACAAAUACUUGUGCCAGUUAUAUUACUGGUAUUGUUUUUCUAAAUCGCGGUGCUGUUUGCUCGUUCAUCUGAAACGUGUUGGUAAGCCAGCUGAGUUAGUUAGCCAGCUAGCCAAGUUAUGUUAAGUAAGCUAACAUUCAGAUAGAGCUGGCACAUCCUUAUGUCCGUUGAUGUUUUGUUUUUACAGAGAUUCUGUUGUCAUCCCUUCUGGAGAGAACUGUACUAACAACUAAUGUUCUUCAUCACUUAGAAUGAGUCUGCACGAGAUAAGUGAAAACGUGAAACUUGCUCGAGAGUACACCUUACUUGGGAACUACAGUUCUGCUAUUGUUUGCUAUCAGGGAGUACUUGAACAAAUUAAGAAACACCUUUUUACAUUACGGGAUAGUAGCUUCCAACAAAGAUGGCAAAAGGUAUGGCAAGAGAUAAACGAAGAAAACAAACAGGUUGAAGAAAUAAUGACAACUCUAGAAAAUUUUAAACUGGAGACCACCCCAUCCAAACCACCAAGUAAUAAAGAUGGCAUUAGUGACAUAUGGCCUGUACAAGUAGAAUGCAGAUCCUCACCUCUUCCGGUUAGGGGGCCCCCGGUUCCCUACAAAGAGAGUAAACAUCACAACAACCGCCUGUAUGUGGCUGGUGUGCGGGCUCCGCAUCGCCAGUCACCACGCGGGCCCAAUGGUGACAGAGCCAAACCUUUGAAGAGUAAGGAAAAGAAAGAGGCCCUAGCCACUCCAAAAGACGACAAGAACAAAUUGGAAGUUUCUGAGAAAGAUGUGAAGAAGUUUGAUGGGCAAGGAUAUGACAAAGACCUUAUUGAGGCCCUGGAGAGAGACAUCAUAUCACAGAACCCCAAUGUGAAAUGGGAUGAUAUUGCAGAUUUGGAAGAAGCAAAAAAGCUUUUAAAAGAAGCUGUUGUGCUACCCAUGUGGAUGCCAGAGUUUUUCAAAGGCAUACGAAGACCAUGGAAGGGUGUGCUGUUGGUGGGUCCUCCAGGCACAGGAAAGACUCUUCUGGCCAAAGCCGUUGCGACAGAGUGCAGAACCACAUUCUUCAAUGUUUCAUCUUCUACUCUCACUUCCAAGUACAGAGGGGAGUCUGAAAAACUGGUCCGCCUUCUAUUUGAAAUGGCCCGGUUCUGUGCUCCCACCACCAUAUUCAUCGAUGAGGUUGACUCCAUGUGCAGCCGCAGAGGAACGUCAGAGGAACAUGAGGCUAGCCGACGGGUGAAGGCAGAGCUGAUAUUAUGCUGUUGUUUAGGUGUGGGAGGAGCAUCAGAGAAUGAGGAUCCUUCUAAGAUGGUGAUGGUGCUGGCAGCCACUAACUUCCCCUGGGACAUUGAUGAGGCUCUGAGGCGACGUCUGGAGAAAAGAAUCUACAUCCCUCUGCCUUCAGCCAAGGGCAGAGUGGAGCUGCUGAAGAUAAACCUAAAGGAGCUGGAGCUGGCCAAUGAUGUGGACAUGGCCAAGAUAGCAGAGCAGAUGGAGGGCUACUCAGGAGCAGACAUCACCAAUGUGUGCAGGGACGCCUCUCUGAUGGCCAUGCGGCGAAGGAUCGAGGGGCUGAUGCCUGAGGAGAUCCGUAACAUCUCCCGAGACGAGAUGCACAUGCCCACCACCAUGGAGGACUUUGAGUCUUCUCUGAAGAAAGUGUCCAAGUCUGUGUCAGCUUCCGACCUGGAGAAGUAUGAGAAGUGGAUUGAAGAGUUUGGCUCCUGCUGAAAGUUAAUCAGGAAGCCUGCAGCACCUCAAAUCUGCAGAGGAAUUAGUAGGAGGCUCAGUAUAUAUUCUGGGAACAAUACUUUAACUCAUGUCUUCCUUUUCUUUGUAAAUGAUUUCUAUUUUAGGCUAGGUGAUGCGACAUGCCCUAAAGUAGGGUAACCAACUGCUUCUCUUGGUAAAUGUCCUCCUGGAUACAGUCCAUAUACCACACCCAGGGGUGCCUUGUACUGAUUAUAAACAGGUUAUCAACAUAAAUAGAAUGGUAAACAUUUAUAUUUAUGUCAUACCGGUGGUAUAGUCUGAUAUACACAUGGUUGAAAUGCUGUUUCAGCCAAUCAACAUCCAGGACUCAAAGUACAUGGUUUACAAUAUGCAAUUAGUCAGCCUCGUGGGCAUAACAAAAUUGGUAGAAAACAUUCCCAGAUUCGUGUUCAAUAGGUUUUAUUAUGGGUCCACCGAGCUAAUCCUAUAAUCCUUACUAUUUGCCUUGAACACAUUUUGCUACCAAAGUAUCCAGUGUCUUUGGGUUUGAUCUGGUGAUGUGCUUUUGGGAUAUCUGUUAAUCAAAGUUACACUACCUGAAACCGUUUAUUAUAUGCACUUUAUUUGAUUUUCUUAAUGUGUAUUUAGGAGACUACCUGGUUCAAAUUUGAAUAUAUAUAUAUAUAUAUAUAUAUACACAUGAAUAAACACUAAGAAUUUUGUUAAUCAAGUUAAGUAAAAUAUGACUUGCAUUGACAAGGCUUCCAUGUGCUUUGUGUAGACUUGAGUGAAUGUCAUAAGAACAUUUACAGAAACAUUUUUAUUGAGCAGGAUUUGGGAAUUCAAUGUACAGUUUGAUUUGAAUGAAAAUACAUGAUGCACACAUGCCAUGCUCCCUUGCGUUUAGUAAAACACAAGAUUGAAAUUGAAUUGAGGCACCAUAGAAGCAAAAUGUAAAAUAACUUAAGUUCUAAUUCACCCACUCAAGUUCAAAUCAGCAUGCAGUUUCCUAUUAUGAAGUUGUUUCAUUGACAGCUAACUGCAUUCCAUACUAUGGCUACUAAGUCAAUGUGCCAGGGCCCCAUAUGUCAACCAUGAGCCUAAUCUUGAGAAUCACAUUGAUACAAUUUUAUUUUGGUCAUGCCUAGCCUGCUUUGAGGCAAACCAGCCAAUAAGCUAUUGGGAGAGGAGUAGGUUUGACUAUUCUUAGACUAAAGUGUAAGGUCCUAUUAGUGUAGCUUCAGAUGUCUAUGUUGACAGUGCACGGCCAUUGCGAGUAAUUCACAUUGCAAAGAACAUCCAGUAACCAUAUUCAAACAUUUCAAGGCAUAAAGCAGGAGUAUAUUCAGAUUGAACAGAAAUGGACUGUAUAGACAGGACACUCUAAAGCAGUUAAUGUCUGUUCUAUACUUUCCAGGUCUAUCUGCAAUGUUCUGUGACAGAGAUCAUUCAGCUACAGGAACUAACUGCCAUCUGUCUCUAUCAAUUGAAAUGGUUAGAAUGAGAUCUUCUAUUUGCUCAGUCUCUGUUCAACACAGCACUCAUAAUGAUGGGUGCAAGACUAGGACCACCUGUCCUUUAAUGAACCUAAGCACAGGCCCGUCAAGUUCAGACAAAAUACCAACGUAAAAAUGUUUUGUUGACAUUUUACAACAAAUGCAUUGGUGAGGCUCUGACAAUAGUAUGCACUGGUUCAUAUACAGUAAAUAAAAACUGUCUUAUGAUUUAAAGUUGCAUGCAAACAAACACCAAAUCUUCAGUUCAAUCCUCCAGUCAGAAUGAUAAAAUAUGAAAUGAGCAAUCAAAAAGAAACCAAUAGGAAGUCAGUAUUUCAUAAUGCAAAGUAGAAUGGUUACAGAGGCACUGUGAGGUAACACAAUCAUAAUAUGAAAAGUAAUGCAGUAUGCAGCUCUGCUUCCACAUUUCAGAUUCCUUCUUUGAGAGGAGGGUAUAAUGUUUGAGAAAUAAAGCUAAACAUGUUAUGUUUGCAA
This is a messenger RNA of Oncorhynchus kisutch (coho salmon), 4012 nucleotides long. Its product is annotated as katanin p60 ATPase-containing subunit A1. Gene Ontology annotation, molecular function: ATP hydrolysis activity; microtubule binding; ATP binding. Lineage: Eukaryota; Metazoa; Chordata; Actinopteri; Salmoniformes; Salmonidae. Gene Ontology annotation, cellular component: microtubule cytoskeleton. Bases 570 to 2039 code for a protein of 489 amino acids. The record is from RefSeq and is a predicted model, not a curated record. The transcript is spliced from 10 exons. Gene Ontology annotation, biological process: microtubule severing.